CGAGUUUAGAAGCCUCUGGGUGGUUGGCUUGCGAGAGGAGGUUGAUAGUGUCUGUGGUUUGGUAGUAGUGGUUUGUGUCGUGCUUCUAGUGGUCCUCAAGUGAGCAUUGUAGGGGUGUGCUUAGGUGACCCCCAUGCAUACCAUGGGAUGAGGGAAGGCAAUUUGCCCUUAAGGACUAUAUUAGAAAAUUUUAUCAACCAUGUGGAUACGCUGGAGGCGAAGAGAAGCGAAGGAAAUGAUCAGUAUGAAGUAGAGUUUCAGGAAUUGAAACAGCUGACCGAGAGUCUCAGAGGACGAAGUGAUUUUUCCUGCACCCAAGGAGAAAAAGAUGUUAACAGAAGGAAAAAUAGAUACAAAGACAUCCUUCCUUAUGACUACAGCCGUGUUGUCUUGAGUUGCUUUCCUGGAGUGCCUGGCAGUGACUACAUCAAUGCCAACUUCAUCAGAGGGGCCAGUGGCUCCCGGGCCUAUAUUGGCUCCCAGGGACCACUGGCCCACACUGUGCCUGACUUCUGGAGGAUGGUGGUGGAGUGUGAGGUGCAGGUCAUUAUUAUGGCCUCCAAUGAGACAGAGGGAGGCAAGCAUAAGUGUGAGUGCUACUGGGUAAACAACCAGAAUGAGGAGCGGCAGUUUGGCACCGUCAGGGUAACAUUUGUGAAGGCACGGCAAGUGUGCCCGGACUUCAUGGUGCGGACUCUCAAGAUUAAGUACACCACUGACAGUGGCACUGCUGAGGAGCGCACCAUCUGCCAGUUCCACUAUGUUCUGUGGCCAGAUCAUGGUGUGCCGGAGACAGUGCGGCCCCUGCUGGACAUGGUGAGGCUGGUGAGGGAUUGCCAAGCCUCAGAGACUCUGCCAGUACUGGUGCAUUGCUCGGCUGGCUGUGGACGCACUGGGACCAUCUGUGCUAUUGAUUAUGUGUGGGGUCUCCUCAGAGCUGGGCGUCUCAGUGAAAAGCUGGACUUGUUUGGGCUGGUGAAGGACAUGCGGCGGCAGCGGGUGGCGAUGGUGCAGACUCAGGAGCAGUACAUUCUUCUCCAUCGUGCUGUGAGGGAACUGUUCAAGGAGAGACUGAAAGUGAUAGACGCUCACCCGUAUGAGAACAUUGCCACCGACGGGACGCCACUCAUCCUGAGGGAGAAGGAGAGUGACUAUGAAGAAUUGUACAUAAGGCCAGAGAAGCAAGAUGAGAGUGCUAAGGUGACACCAUCCUCCACCAUCUCAAUUGUUGCUUCUACCACAACGGGGAAUAUCACUUGCAAUACUCACUCUCAAGACAAGCAGCAAACAGACAACCCUAGGACCCACAGUAGCUCUCCGGGUGCUGUGUUGUCACUACAGCGCAAACUCACCAAGAUGCAACCCUUGUCCCAGGGUGGUCUCUGUCCCCACAGCCAAUCCUCCCCUCCACCAAAGCCCUUGCUUCUUUCGCCCCCCUCCAUGCCCACAGCCUUCACUGUGCCUUCUCUGUCCCCUAACCAGGCACACCUUAGCUUUGUGGGGCCAUCAGUGGCCACCAAGCAGGGCCUAGUGUCAUCCCCUCAAUGCCUGACUGUCAGCUCCAAGCAAGAAAAGGAGGCAGAGAAUGUUACCCACAAGCAGCAGAUCAACCAGCUGUCCCUUUGUGAUGCACAUGAAAUUGUUGUCUCCAAGAAUGUAUCUGGGCCACCCCCAGCCUUGCACUCCCUCAACUUGGUGUCUGUCCCACCCCCAGCCAAGAUCUGCAGUCCCAUGCCCAGGACAACCACCACCACCACUGCUACCAAGAUGUGUGACACUGCCCAUAGGACUGAUCUGGGUCAGCGGCCAAGCAUUGCGCAACUAAAGGAGAUGUUUGAGCGGUGCUGCCCGGCAGAGGGUCAGCCUGUACCCCGGCUAAGCCGCAGUGCCAGCAGCGUGACCACCCGGCCUGCCCUCAGCAUCCACCCUGCCAUAGAAGCAGGGCACAAAAUCAAGCGGAAGAGCAGCCUUGGAGCGGAGGAGACACUGGCCACGAAGAAGGCAUACAAAGUCAUUGAGAAAUACCACCAGCUGGAGGGCAGUGGCAGUGAUGGUGGUGGUGGUGGUGGUGGUGAGGCAAGUCCGGAUGCCAGCCAUGCCUCUUUUAGCCAGGCUCACUCCUCUCCCUCAGGCCACCAGGGAGACAGCCACCUCAAUGCCCCAGAGGACGGCUCCACACUGGCUCUCCUGGCCCGCUUGGAUGAGCGUCCGGCACUGCCCGUCAAGAAGAGCAAGUCGUUUCGCUAUGUGCGACCAGGGAUGGCCGCUGGACGAGCCAUAGCUAUCCCCAGAAGCCCAGAGCUGGCCAGGAAGAAGGCAGACAUCAAUGCUUACUUCAGUUUAGAUCCCUGUCGUCUGGACAGUGUGGCAGCCACCCGACACGACAGUUGUGGUGGUAAUGGUGGUGGGGCCUUCCUGGGUGAUAUGCCAUCACCACGGGAAGGCUUCAAACUGUCUGUGUACCAGGUGCCUCCUCUGUUGGCUGAAUCACAGGCCAGCAGGGAGGAUAGGGGUGAUACACGGCCACAGAUUCCUCCAAAGCGGCUCAUUGGGGAGAAACUGCGUGCUAUUAAACCACAUUUUCUUAUCAACUCACAGCUUCCUUUCUCCUCUCCAUCUUCCUUCUCAUCUUCUUCCUGCUCCACAUCUUCCAUCUCCUCUCCCUCCUCCAUCCAUCUGUCCCAAACACAAUUAAUUUCUUCUUCAUCUCUUCCAUUUUCAUCACAGAUUGCUUCCUCCUCUCAAAUAUUCACCAACUCCACUUCACUUUGCCAGCUCAGACACCUGCCUGUCACACCUGCCUCCUCCACAUAUCUGGCACACUCACAUCCUACACCUGCAUCCACACCCAUCAAUUCUUUAUAUGCUACACCUGUAGCUGCCCUCACUCUAACCACCACCAUCACCCCUUACAUCACAGAUGCCUCCACUGCCUCUGCUACCAUCACCUCCACAACAACCACCACAACCACCACCACCACCACCACACUCACCAAUAUCACCACCACAAACUCCUCCACCACCACUAUCACCACCACAUCACCCACAACACCACCAGUAAUCCACAACUUUAGUAGUUCAAGGGAGAUGCAGGUUCCCUCAUGCCAAUCCAACCAAGGCCACCCUCUCUUUGCCAAGCAGCCAGGAACCACCAAUGCUGCCACCACCACCAUCAUCACUGCUCCUACCACCACCGCCACCACAACCAUUGCCAUCGCCACCGACACCACCACUGCCACCGCCACCGCCACCGCCAUUGCCACCGCUACCACCACCACUACCACCUCUGCCAUCCCAGUGCAGUCUCUCCCCACAGACUGCCAGGAUUCAAUUGCUGUGAAGGACUAUGUGAAUGCCAGGCUGGUGCAGCAGCCUCAGCGGUGCCUGUAUGUGCCUCUACCAGCCAAGAGGGCCACACUGGAGGGUCGGCCCCUGCGAGAGUAUGCAAACUGCUCUCUGAGCGAUCAGAGUCUGGGCAGAUUGGAGGAUCCUGAAGUAUCCAGCUCAGCAGAGGAGGCCAAGGCAGCCAUGUAUGAUAACUUGAGGCUCUCUAAGGCAGAGUGUGGCUCUGUGGCAUCUGGAGCGGCUGUCCCCAGACUCUUGUUCAACCCAGCAGCCUCAGACUGUAGCAGCAACCUGACUUCACCCAACACAGAGGGGUCAGGAGACUACGAAGUGAUGGACUUUGGGGAGUCCAGUGCCAGUGUGGAUGAGGUGUUUGAAACUGUGAACUAUCAGCUGGUGACUAGUGGGAACAGUGGUGACCAGCAGCAGCAGCAGCAUCAGGGGAGCACUAGAGAGAUGGAGGGGUGUCGACGGAACCUGGAUGUGGUGGCCCAGCAGGUGUUCCAGGCAUGCAGGGAGUACCUGCAGCAAGGGAGUGAUGGUGCUGAUGUGAAGGAGGUGGCUAGCAGGGUGGCUGUGGCACCGCAGGGACUACGCACAAGAGAGCGGCGCAACAGCUACCGCCAGGCUGUCAACCACCUGCUUAGGGGGGAGGCUGCCCCCUUAGAGUCCCAGUCUGGCCAGCUCCCCCCUCCUGCUCUCCCUCCUGGUGCCCACAAGUAUGAGACCAUCUGGUUUGAUAGCAUGCCACAGCUGACUCGUAGCAGUGGCCACAGCCCCAGCAGUCCCAGUAGCCACAGCCAGGAGCAGGAGGGGCCCUUUGCCUCACCAGCUGAAGACUUCUGGGCCAACCUGGAUCUGUACAGUGGGAGCAGCAGUAAGGAAGUGCUGUUCCGGGAGAAGCUGGAGGAGCUGCACUCGCUGGUAGCUGGCCUAGGGAAGCCUGGCCACCCAGAAGAGGACGGCCCUUCCAAGGGUAGUGGCAGUGGAAGUGGCAUCAGUAGCCUAUCUUCCCUGUGGCAUGCACCAGAGGUCCCCAAUGCCCCAGAACUGCAGUGUAGUGGAGCCUCGCAGCAGCUGUCCCCUUCACAGGGCACAGACCGAGGAGCAGUGGGACUGAUGGGGCAGCUGUGCCCCACCCAGCCAGACACAUCACAGCAGAAUGGCUCCCUUCCACCAAGUAGCCUGUGGGGUAAACCAUUGCUGCCCUACAGUUGUGCCUUGCCCACUGUGCCUGUCUGCCCACCCCACUGCAAUAUGCCUCCCUCUGAGACCAUUGCCUCAGUACAGGAGCCACCAGUAGUGGUGCAACCUCCCCACUACAGCCUGGCUCAGCCCCGGAACACAGCAGUAGGAGGCAAGGGCAGUGUGGUACCUCACACCAAGCUACUGCCUGCUGUCAGGAGCCGCUUUCCACACCCACACUGCCAGGAAGCAGGGGUGGCGGUGGACCACACUUAUGUUGGGGACAAGUGCAUUCCACUACGGCAGGGCAGGGCAGACUUGGCUCUGUGCAGGGAGGAGAGGGAAGCAUGUGAUACACCCCUGGCACCACCAAGGGUCAAGCGGACCUCUUUCAUUGGCACAGGGCGUCUCAGUGGUGCCUCUGACCCCUCACUUGGCUCACAUCAGCAGCAGCAGUGGUGUUUAUCCAUUGCUAGAGAUGCCUCUCAACACAACACUCGCACAAUCAAGCAGGUUGAGACGAAGAGGGAUGAAGAGCCUCCGCCACCAACCGUCCCUGCCAAGACAGCUGCUGCAUUUGAGUUUCUGGACUCUCCGCCUGAGCCUAUGCCUCCCUGCAGCCCUCCACCCCUCCACCCACACUACACACACCUGCCUCCACCCAAGCCUCUGCCUGACUCAGCUGUCUCUGGACAACGAGCCUUCCCUGUUGCCACAGUCGCCACACCGCAGAGACAGCUGGGUGGUGAUGGGGAGCUGCUAACUGGGGAAGAGACAGUGGUGGGCUGCAGUUCGUCAGACUCCUCAGAUGAAGAAGGAAUCUUCCACAAGUUCUCCGCACCAAACAUCUUCAGAAGGUGGCGGAGUGGAGGGAGUGGUGGAAGGCAAGUGGCUCCAGCCUCUCCCAAAUCCACCUUCUAUGAAGGGUGGGAUGAGUCUGUAGAGGUGCCCACAACCGCCUUGGCCUCCCCCAAGCCCCUGGCCAAGGCUUUUGGCAAGUUGAGGAUAAACUCUCGGUCUAUGGCAGCCAACUUCAAGUCUUACCUGAGCCAACGUAGCAGCAGCCAGGCUGAGGCAAGCGAGGUAGAGGCCACAGGAAAGACUAAUGGCUUCUCCUGUGUCACCUCCGUCCCUGCUGCUGCCCCGUGGAGACCCAUCCAUAAGAGUGUCAGCUCAGGAGCCAGUCUCUCUCCCUUCUCUCAAGUGGCCCAGGACUAUAAAUACCCAAAUGCUAUACCAAAGAAACCUUCCGGGCCAAGGGAGCUGCCAGUGGUGUUGAGAGGAUCGACAUCAGCUGUGGGAGUGGAUGGGCCGGUCAGGGUGAAGCUGGAGCCUCCCAGACAGCAGUACCUAUAGGCAGCAGUUAGCUGGGCACUUUCCAGCUACCACCUCUGCCACUCCCACCUACCAUGCUGCUAAUCUAGUGCUGUGCUGCCUUCACCUGCUAUUAUACCACAACACCACACCCUUCUGCUGCUACUCAUGCUGAAAUCUCACACUAAUCUUGUUCAAUUUAAAUACAUGAACUUGUGAAUAUCAUUAAGAAAACAUAGUUUUCUA
Molecule: messenger RNA, 6090 nt
Organism: Portunus trituberculatus (swimming crab)
Lineage: Eukaryota; Metazoa; Arthropoda; Malacostraca; Decapoda; Portunidae
Product: pneumococcal serine-rich repeat protein-like
Biological process (GO): peptidyl-tyrosine dephosphorylation
Cellular component (GO): cytoplasm; nucleus
Molecular function (GO): non-membrane spanning protein tyrosine phosphatase activity
Source: RefSeq, a predicted model, not a curated record